AUGAAGUUCUCAGCUACCGUUAUUGCUGUUUUUGUUGGGCUCGUCGCGGCUAGUCCCCUUCCCACCCUCGAUACUCGAACUUCCCCGAUCCCCGCAGCAAGCCAGAAUAAGCCACAAUCUAUCACCGGCACCUCAAAUGGCCAUGCCGACGCCAACACUGGAAAUUUUAUUGCUCCUACCCCGAGGGACUCGAAAGGCAGCGUCCGAGUGAUGGUGGACUCAAAGCCGAACUAG
Beauveria bassiana ARSEF 2860 is the source of this 234-nucleotide messenger RNA. RefSeq lists its product as uncharacterized. The record is from RefSeq and is a predicted model, not a curated record. The transcript has a single exon. Bases 1 to 234 code for a protein of 77 amino acids. Lineage: Eukaryota; Fungi; Ascomycota; Sordariomycetes; Hypocreales; Cordycipitaceae.